Messenger RNA from Alligator mississippiensis (American alligator), 3339 nucleotides. It is a transcript of the gene ZDHHC18, whose product is annotated as zinc finger DHHC-type palmitoyltransferase 18. Gene Ontology annotation, cellular component: endoplasmic reticulum; Golgi apparatus. The coding region runs from base 43 to 1125 and encodes 360 amino acids. The record is from RefSeq and is a predicted model, not a curated record. Gene Ontology annotation, molecular function: protein-cysteine S-palmitoyltransferase activity. Lineage: Eukaryota; Metazoa; Chordata; Crocodylia; Alligatoridae. The transcript has 8 exons. Gene Ontology annotation, biological process: peptidyl-L-cysteine S-palmitoylation; protein targeting to membrane.
CCGCCCGGCCGCGGGCAGCGGGGAGCGGCGGCCCGGGGCGCCAUGAAGGCGUGCGAGUACCGGCAGAUCCCCCCGGGCGCCGCCGCCCCGGCCCCGACCACGACCACCACCCCGGCCCCGCCGGCCCCCGGUCCCGCCGCCGCCGCCGGCCCCCGGCCCCGCCGCAAGUGGGAGUCGUUCCCGGGCCGCAACCGCUUCUUCUGCGGCGGCCGCCUGAUGCUGGCGCGGCACGGCGGCGUCUUCGCGCUCACGCUCGGCCUCGUCCUGGCCACCAGCGCCCUCUUCUUCGCCUUCGACUGCCCCUUCCUCGCCCGCCACCUCACCCCGGCCAUCCCCGCCAUCGCGGCCCUGCUGCUGCUCUUCGUCCUCAGCUGCCUGCUGCAGACCAGCUUCAGGGACCCGGGCAUCCUGCCGCGAGCCACCGCCGCCGAGGCCGCCGACCUGGAGAAGCGCAUCGAUAGCAUGGGCACCUCCACCUACCGCCCGCCCGCCCGCACGAUGGAAGUGGUCAUAAACAAGUACGUGGUGAAACUGAAGUACUGCUACACCUGCAAAAUGUUCCGGCCCCCCAGGACCUCCCACUGCAGCGUCUGCGAUAACUGCGUAGAGCGGUUUGAUCACCACUGCCCCUGGGUGGGCAACUGCGUGGGGAAGCGCAACUACCGCUACUUCUACGCCUUCAUCCUCUCCCUCUCCUUCCUGACGGCCUUCAUCUUUGCUUGUGUCAUCACCCACAUCACUCUGCGCUCUCAGAGACAAGGAUUCCUCGACACUCUGAAGGCAACGCCAGCCAGCGUGCUGGAGCUGGUGAUCUGUUUUUUCUCAGUCUGGUCUAUUUUGGGCCUCUCAGGUUUUCACACUUACCUAGUCGCCUCCAACCUGACGACGAACGAAGACAUCAAAGGCUCGUGGUCAAAUAAGAGGGGCUCGGAGUUUGCCAAUCCCUACAGCCAUAAAAGCAUCCUCACAAACUGCUGCGCGGUGCUGUGUGGACCCUUCCACCCCAGUUUAAUAGACAGAAGAGGAUUUAUCCAGCCGGACGUCGGGACCCCAUCCAGUCCCAAGAGCGAGGUCCCCUCCUUUGGAGCCAAAAGUGACACCAGCAUGGUAGGAGGCAUUCCCUAGCGGUGCUGUGCUCUAGCCUGUGCCUGUCAUGCCUGUGCCUAGCUCCAGCCAGUACCUUCCCUGUUACUGCCUCCCUGGCCUCAGGCGGCACAGCCCUGUGAUGCAGAGCUGCCAAAGACUCAGUCGAGCCAUACGUUGCCUUCUUUUUUUUAAAUUUAUUUAUUGUUUUGUUUCACUGUGAUAACGGGCCCCCCACGGACUCCGCUGUAUCGGCAUUGGCGAGCAAACCCCUGUCCUCCGAGGAUGGAGGAGGUCUUGGGAAGACCCAGGCUCGGGGUGGUUGCGCCAGAGAGCUGCCACCUCCCCCACCAGCACUGCCAAGUGGGCAGCAGUGUCUCGUGCGUGGGCUGGGGGUGAAACGAGCUCAGCCAGCAGGCCAGCUCCUCGGGUGUCUGCUGUAGCUGGGGGUUUGCUUCCUGGGCUGGUGAAAGUUGGAAGUGGCAGGAUUGCCCGUUCUCUCUGCCAGUGCCCCAGUGUUGCCAAAGGCAGCUCUGUGCGUCGUAAGCUGCGGUGCCAUCAGGGCCUGGCUUUUCCUCGUCAGCAACCGGAUGGCAGACGGGGGAGCCCUCACCAGCUCUCAAGACAGGCUGGCCCACUCUUUGCCUCCAGGGCUCUGUUAGCCAAUGACGGGGACAUGCAAGGACAGGGGCAGCCCCAGGGGUGCCCCUGAGCUUGGCGAUGACUAGAACAAAGUGCAGCACUUGGUGCUUCCCAGGGCGUUGCCCUUCUGUGGUCACCGCUGGAUGUCUGGGCAGCACCACGUGGCCAGGAGAGCCUAACCGGUUCCACGGCAGCAUCAGGGAGCAGACUUCUGAGAGACGUGGCCGUCCUGAGCAGGGCUAUGUUGCGGGACCAGCAAAUGCUGGAGUCCGUCAGCAUCAGGCCACGCUCUGGCUGCGGGUUGCCAGCCCCGGGAUGGCCCCUUCAGAGCAGGGCUGGACGCUGAGCUCCUCUGCCCUCCUGCCGACGGUAGAAGCCAUGCUCUGUGCCUCCUGGGCUCCUUGGUGCCAGUGUGUCCAUGGGUUAGCCAUGCUGGGGCGUGAGUCUCAGACUUGUUAGCAAUAUGCAUCAUUAAAAGUUGCUGGGUAUUUUUGCACAAUUCAUAGAGUUUUUUACCAGUGUGUUUUGUAUCUGGGUACAGGCGGUGGUAGGGAGCCCUAGCACCAGGCAGGGUUGGUGUUAGCUGGUCUGGACCCUGACCUUCUUCUUCCUCCCCUGCCGACAUAAGCAAAGCUGGCUUGUGUGGAAGGGGCUGUGCUGCUGCUGGGAUGCUCCGGCCCUGAGGGUCUGAGCAGGUCUCUGGGCUACCGAAUUGCUUGAGGCAGGCCAGACGCAUGCCCCCACCACGGGCUUCUCAGAGGUCAGCCAUCCCCUUCUCCCCUCUGGGUGCCAGCACUGAUCGCAGUCCUGUUGUGUUGCUGGCCAUGAGAUGUUGGCAUUUGGGACAUGCCCCGCGGUGCCAGGGAAGAGCAUGCAGCGUGUCCUGGGCUUCAGGCAGGGCUGCGAGGGAAGCGCUGGCUGAGAAGGUUGCUCCUCCACGGAUGGAUGGCUGACGGAGAACGUGCCCCUGCCAUCUCCGAGAUGUUUGUCAUCUCCCGAGUUUCUGGCUUCUUGCAGAGAUCUCGGUAUUGAAGCGAGCCCUGCGUGCUCUUGCCACUAAGAAUUCCCAUUCGUACUGGGGGAGAGCGGAGGCGCCCUGCCUCGCUUCCCUCUGCUGAUGGCAGGGACUGCGUGGCCAGCAUAUCGAGGCCUGUGAGCUGACCGGUCCUGCGCCCAUCGCGGGCCCGGUGCACAAGAGAAGCGUCCCCCACCCCAUGCGGUGUCCGGAGGCUGAACUUCUGCCAGAGCCCGGCAGGUGGCCCCCGCAGCCCAGGCACGCAGCAGGCUGGCACGUCUCCGGAGUUGAUCUUAGCCUCAUUCGCUGCCUCGGGAGAGCAGAGCUGCCUGCCCAGCACCUGUUUCUAACUCGCCUCGUGUUGCCCCUAACGCAUCAGCACGGACUCUCCUGUGUUUCAAGGAGACCAUUAACAUUGCAGGUGUGAGGGCAGGACAGGGCUGCAGCCUUAAGUGCUGGGCUAGGACCGCUGGCCAGUGUGGGGGGCCGAGGGUUGCUGGAGCACUCCAGGGCAGUGGGGAGGGGUCCAGCCCAGCUCUCACAUUUUUAUUUAACCCCAUUCCCUUGUUACUUGCUGUAAUAAAUUCUAUUUUUAAAGA